Molecule: messenger RNA, 919 nt
Organism: Capsella rubella
Lineage: Eukaryota; Viridiplantae; Streptophyta; Magnoliopsida; Brassicales; Brassicaceae
Product: actin-related protein 2/3 complex subunit 4
Exons: 9
Coding region: 204-884 (226 amino acids)
Biological process (GO): Arp2/3 complex-mediated actin nucleation; actin filament polymerization
Cellular component (GO): Arp2/3 protein complex; actin cytoskeleton
Molecular function (GO): actin filament binding
Source: RefSeq, a predicted model, not a curated record
CUCAUUUCUCCUCCGGUCGGUUUGAUGAUAUGUUUGUUGGUUGUUUCAAUUCUUUUCUUCGAUCUCUAAAAAAAUCUCCUCACGAUCUCUCUUAUCUCAAGAUUCUCCAAGCCGUCCAAGCGCACAACAACGAUUCGUUGAAAAGAAAGACAAAAUCCUAAUUUUGGUGCAAGUCUUGAGUAGAAUAACAGCAUUUCUAAGACAUGGCAAACUCAUUGCGGCUUUAUCUAGCAUGCAUUAAAAAUACACUCGAGGCAGCCAUGUGCUUACAGAACUUUCCGUGUCAAGAAGUUGAAAGGCAUAAUAAACCAGAGGUUGAACUAAAGACGAGCCCAGAACUUUUACUAAAUCCUGUUUUAAUAUGCCGUAAUGAGGCUGAAAAGUGUUUAAUAGAAACAUCUAUAAAUUCACUCCGGAUAAGCCUCAAGGUCAAACAAGCGGAUGAACUUGAAAACAUACUAACCAAAAAGUUCCUUAGAUUUUUAUCCAUGAGGGCAGAAGCUUUUCAAGUACUGCGGAGGAAGCCAGUGCAGGGCUAUGACAUUAGCUUUCUUAUAACAAACUACCACUGUGAAGAGAUGCAGAAACAGAAGCUUAUCGAUUUCAUUAUUCAGUUUAUGGAGGCAAGAUAUAGAGAAAGAAAUAAGGGACUUGAAGGAAUCAGUGAACACAAGAGGAAGACUCGUUGCUACAGAGUUCCUGAAACAGUUCAUGUAAAACAGCAGUUGAGGUAUUAUAAUGUAAACCACUCAUUGUAUCAAUCAGUCAUUAUUUGGUUAAAUUCCAUCUACACUCAGACAUUCACUUCUUUUUGGUACUUCCACUGUUCUUCUUACACAACCCGAUGUCCCAAACCAUCGGCUUGGUCAUUGUACUGUAUGUAACUCAAAUACUUCUAAAAAAUGGUGUGUUGAUCAUA